AUGGCUCCAGCCACGCCUUCGAGAAUGUUGCCCAAGUCCGUCCACCACCGCAACAAUGCUGCCACCGCCUCAGCCACUGUCGCCUUGCACCCCCCGGACCCUCACUCGGAUCCCUACACCGAAGACGACACCACCACCGGCGUCCACUCAUUCAACCACCCCCCGCACCCUAUCCCAGAGCCCAACUACGACAACACCACAACCCUAGUCAUCGUCUGCUGCCACGCCAUCUUCACCCCGGACCCCUCCCUCCCCAGCUUCCCCCUCUACUCGCCCUACAGCGAAUCAAACUGGCUCCUCGCCCCCUUCCAACGCUCCAACCCCUCGUCCGGCAAACCCAGCGAGCAUGAAACCUUCCUCGCCCACCUCGCCGCCGGCCUCGACGCCCUCACCACCGAAGCCUGGACCAGGCAGACCCUCCUCGUCCUCAGCGGCGGCGCGACCAAGCAAGACGUCACUGAGCUCAGUGAAGCACGAUCCUACUACCACGCCGCUCUCGCGACCAGCCUAGCUGCCGGCGAGCGCGGGGGUGGGUUCCCAACGCGUGCUUUUGAGGAGGGACGGAUUCUGCUGGAGGAAUAUGCGACGGAUUCCUACCAGAAUCUGCUCUUUCCGAUUCUGCUCUUCCGGCGAAGGACCGGUAGAUAUCCGAAGCAGAUCCGCGUCGUCACGCAUGCGUUCAAGGCGAGGCGGUUCUUGGAGCUGCAUGCGAGGGCGAUUAGGUGGCCGAAGGACCGCGUGAGGGUGCAGGGGAUUGAUCCGGUCAUGUCGGCGCAGGAGCUUGCGGAGACGGCGGAGGGAGAGGAGAAGCUGGGAUAUGGGCCGUGGGUUGAUGAUUCGUAUGGUGUUGGGGAGGUCUUGGCAAAGAAGAGGAAGGGUAGGGGCUGGGAUGAGGAAGUCGUGAAGGAGAUAGGAGAGGGACUGGAGGAGAGCGUGAAGGUUCUUCUGGGCGGGAAGGAGCCGGAUGAUGAGUUGCCGUGGGAGGUUCUGGAUGCUGCGCAAGGAGAUUGAGAACAUCCAGCGUCAUCGGAAAGUUUGGGAAAUGAUCCAGCUUGCUGGAAGAUGCGUCGAGAGAAAUACGCGCACCCUUGUGGCCUAUCGAGUGAGCCACUCGCCAAGCUGCUUACUCACUGUCACGAGAGUUGCUUCUACUCUCAAGUCCUGUCGUAAUAUAAAUACACCUAGGUAGGUCUUGCUUCUCCCUCCGACACGUUUUCGAAACUGUGAAAAAUAGUCUUGGGUUUAUCAACAACGAGCCCCCCUCCGCGUGAUGGAAGAGAGGGAGAGAUCAAAACGACAAAUACGUCACCCAAUGGGAGUGCGGGUGGUGUGGUGCCAAUAUCGUUGCUCAGUGACGUUCACUACCUCUACGCCAUUCUAGAUAUCACCGAAUUCAUGUCUUAUUUAUCCC
Molecule: messenger RNA, 1411 nt
Organism: Mytilinidion resinicola
Lineage: Eukaryota; Fungi; Ascomycota; Dothideomycetes; Mytilinidiales; Mytilinidiaceae
Exons: 2
Coding region: 1-1011 (336 amino acids)
Cellular component (GO): cytoplasm
Source: RefSeq, a predicted model, not a curated record